Salvia splendens (bonfire salvia) is the source of this 969-nucleotide messenger RNA. RefSeq lists its product as uncharacterized. The record is from RefSeq and is a predicted model, not a curated record. The coding region runs from base 1 to 708 and encodes 235 amino acids. Lineage: Eukaryota; Viridiplantae; Streptophyta; Magnoliopsida; Lamiales; Lamiaceae. The transcript has 4 exons.
AUGCAGCUUGACCAAGGCAUCAAGGCUAAACUGAUCAAGUCGGCACAAAGGACGCAAAAGGCCAAGAAAUCAGGGAGAUUGAUCAAGGGGAGUGAUCAAGCAAGAGGCCCAACAACAUUAAAACAAGUGGCCCAAAGUCACAUUUCCCCUACUCCCUCCUCUCGGUCAAGACUCUCUCUCUUAUCCUCUUUCUCUCUUCUUCUCUUUCUCUCUUCUUCUCUUCCUCAAAAUUCCCGUCGCCCUUUCCAUUUCCGCGUCGGAGCUGCCGGGAGGAGCUGCUGUCUUGCUGGAGCCGCUGCCUUCUCUGCCGUAGCUGCCGGGAAGACGAGCCACUGCUGUCGCCAUCGAGCUCCUCUGCUCCAGCCGGCUUCACGCCACCGCCGACGUCCUCAGCGAGCCGUCGGUGGUCGGACAGCCCAGGGGCGUCCCCGCCGCCGACCCGAACAGCCCCGCACCAGCCCGAAGAAGACCCGAUUUACUCCGGGCAGCCCCGUACUUAACCCGAACGUCCCUCAAGGUUCAUGUGUGAUGAUAUGCAAUGUAUACAAUGAUCCAAAAAGGAAGGGAUUAUACCUCAAAGAAGGAUUUGAACUUGGUGGUGGAUUGGCAAAAAAAAUGUGUAAUGUGAGGAGGAGAGUUGGAAGGGCUAAAGUAGUGCUUUGGGUGACUCUUGGAUGGAAAGCCUUGAUGGUGGAAGAGGGAAGGUGAAAGAGUUGGAGAUUUGGAAGGUCCUUGGUGGGAAAACCGUCGAUCAUGGUUGAAGAAGAAGGAAAAGGAAUUUCUUUGGGCUUGCUCACAUUUGUUUGGAGAGAUUUGGGCUUCUAAAAUAAUUAAAAUUGUUUUGGGCUCAUUUAGUUGUAAGCCCAAAUUUGUAUAAUUGUUUAUUUGUUAGACUUUUUAAUUGUUAUGGCCAAAAGCCAUUUUAUAAACAUUGGACUUUAUUAUUAUUAUUAUUUUUUUCUUAGGUCA